Molecule: messenger RNA, 844 nt
Organism: Antrostomus carolinensis (chuck-will's-widow)
Lineage: Eukaryota; Metazoa; Chordata; Aves; Caprimulgiformes; Caprimulgidae
Gene: AP1S3
Product: adaptor related protein complex 1 subunit sigma 3
Exons: 4
Biological process (GO): vesicle-mediated transport; intracellular protein transport
Cellular component (GO): membrane coat; AP-1 adaptor complex
Molecular function (GO): clathrin-cargo adaptor activity
Source: RefSeq, a predicted model, not a curated record
CCUGAUAAAGAGAAGAAAAAGAUCAUUCGAGAAAUUGUUCAGAUUAUUUUGUCUCGCAAUCAAAAAACAAGUAGUUUUGUUGACUGGAAAGACCUCAAGCUUGUUUACAAAAGGUAUGCUAGUUUGUAUUUCUGCUGUGCAAUAGAAGACCAGGAUAAUGAGCUCCUGACACUAGAGGUCGUUCAUCGAUAUGUAGAACUUCUGGACAGAUACUUUGGAAACGUGUGCGAGCUGGAUAUUAUCUUUAAUUUUGAAAAAGCUUAUUUUAUUCUUGAUGAGUUUAUAAUUGGUGGAGAAGUACAAGAAACUUCAAAGAAGUCUGCAGUGAAAGCCAUAGAAGACUCUGACAUGUUGCAGGAGACCGUGGAAGAGUACAUGAACAAGCCUGCAUUUUAAUGUUAAAACUACCUGGAGAGAGAACUGCUGUAUGCACCUGUAAAAUGUACCUCCUGAAAUUGCUUCCCAAUGUGCCAGAUCCUCGGAGAAAUACCAAAAACCAAUAACUAAAGGAGUUUGUAUAAUGGUGAAGAUGAAGGUCAGCUAAUGUAGCAGAGGGUUUAACAAUUCUGUACUCGCAUUACUCUGCAUAUGAGUCUCUCAGAGUUGUUAUUCCCCUUGAUCUAGUUUCUUUUCUCCUUGCUGGACUAAACACUUGUUUUGUACCAUGUCUUUUAGCUACAGGUUUUGUCAUCAUAAAAUGUUAGUCUUGACAGUACUUUCAAGAGGUAUUUUUACUAGUUUUGGUCCCCUGCUGACCAUAUGACUCUACUUUUGUACAAAUGUCCAUUAUUUUGAAUGUAAUGAUUAUUCUGCUCUAUUAAUAAUUUUUUUUCUAAAAGCAAAA